Dimorphilus gyrociliatus is the source of this 899-nucleotide messenger RNA. Lineage: Eukaryota; Metazoa; Annelida; Polychaeta; Dinophilidae. The record is from the annotation of a GenBank genome assembly.
CUCUUGGUAACAAAAGACGGGCGCCUAGCGAUUGGAUCUUGAACAGCAUAGUUACAAAUUUGAACUAAAUAAAAAGUGAAAGAAUGGAAAAAUAUCCAACCGUUCCAGAAUUUGACCAUCAAACUUCAGGGGAAAAUGAGAUUUGGAAGGAAAUUGAUAUAAUUACUAAACGCCCCCGUACCCCUAACUAUCCGUAUACAGAUUUAAACGACAAGAUGAUUGCCAAUAUUCAAAAAAAAUCCAGAUCUGCACCAUUUUUUAUGCCACCAAAAUUGGAGAACCUGGAAAAACCAGAGCCUGGAAAAGACAAGCAAAAUCCAUCUUGCCUUUUUAACAAAGAACUUGAUGAGAAUCUUAUAACAAGAGAAACGGCCUAUAGACAGAAGCGCUUCGCCAAACCACAUCAUACGAAUUCUGUAAACAGGAAUCUCGUUAGGAUUGAAACUACAGCACCGUUUUGUUUUAUAAAAGAGCAAAAGUCAAAGGAUUACGAUAAUUGCCGAGGCUUAGCCUCUGUAAAAUGGGGACCAAACAGAACUGGUGAAGCGACUAGAAGUCAUACUUUUGGUGAGGAUGUAGAAAGGUAUACAAUGAUUGACAUGCAGAGGAGAAACCCAACAAACUAUUCAGGUCGGGUUGUAAUGGAUUGCGGUAGACCGGGAGAUGGUUAUUAUGCUGAAAAGUUUCCCUCAAGAACAACUUGGUUUGGUUCUAGCGUUCCAUUAAAUAGGCAUUUUGUUCUGCCAUCGGUUUACCCAAAGACGGCUGCAGAGUAUGACAAGGAUCAUAUGAAUGAAAGAAUCUUUAGAGAGAGGUCAUCGGAGAGCUGGCCUCAUAUGACCGAAUAUACAGACAGAUACCUGUUGUAUGGUAGGACCGGAUGUCCAUUAUCAGGAUAA